GUCGAGGCACGGGUUACAUUAUACUAUCGCCGUCGAGACAUUUCUACUGCACUACUGAAAAUUGCAGAUCAAGCUGAACGGAGAUUUGACGAAUAUUAUGAGGAAGAUAAACCAAAGCCAGAGAAAUAUGGAGCGGCAGGUCACACAGUGGCGAACGGAGCUGACGUGAAAGCUGAAGAGUCCGACGUGACAGCCAUUCUUUGGUGUCCCAGUGGAUUUCGUCUGCAGCCGACCAAUAUUGCUGAACAUUGUUUUAUCCCUUUAGAUCACAAAAACGAUUCGAAGGAAGAUCCAGAAUCAGAUAAGCGCUUCGAAUGGGGUUCAGCAGGCUUGCCUCUCGGGGUGGACGAACUCGAGGAAGUUAAGCGACACCGAAUCAGGCAGCGAGAACUUUUCCUUUCACGGCAAGUAGAGACCCUUCCAGCCACGUUGAUUCGUGGGAAAUGCCAAACGGGCGAGGUACUCCGCCAUAUCCAGCUUACUUUGCUUGCUGACAAAGGAGCUAUACGAGUAGGCGAGAAGUAUCAAGCAGAAGUACCUGAAACGAUGGAGUGUGACGAUGGGAAGGAGAAUGGCGAUGGCGAUGAAUUGAUGAUUGAUGAUGAAGAAGAGCACAGUGGCAGUGAAAUACGCGCGUCUCGUCGUGCACCAUCAGAAACAGAACGUGAAACACUUGUUUACCAUCCCCAUCACUCCUUAACGGAUCGCGAUAUGGACCAGUUUCUUAUUGUUGCCAGAGCCGUAGGAACCUUCUCACGAGCUCUUGAUACGUCUUCUUCGACAAAGCUGCCCUCUCUACACAUGACUGCAGCGGCUGCCUCUCGCGAUGUAACUCUUUUACAUGCGAUGGCGUUGCUUCACCAAGCUGGUUAUGAUAUUGGUCAGGCAGUGAAAUAUCUUGUUCCACCACCGAAUAAGAACUACUACCCAUUAGAAGCGGACAAGGCAACUGGUAAUAAUACCGUCAGUCUCGGUGGCCCCAUUUUGUGCAGAGAUCAAAUUGAAGAAUGGUCUGCCGCGGAAGCAAAUUUAUUUGAAGAUGCUCUCGAAAAGUAUGGGAAAGAUUUCUCGGAUGUACGGGUCGAUUUUCUACCGUGGAAAUCUCCACGUGAUAUUGUUGAGUACUAUUACAUGUGGAAAACUACAAAUCGAUAUGUCGAGCAGAAGAAGAAGAAAAACGCGGAACAUGAAAGCAAGCUAAAACAGGUGUGUAUUUCUAUUUUUCUUCAUCGGCUAGAAGGAAACAACAUAUGGCAUGCCUGGGGGCCUUCAAACUUGCAGUUGCGCCUUUGCCAUGAAUGCUGGACGUACUGGAAAAAAUAUGGUGGAUUAAAGGAACGACAUGAAUAUGGUAAGUGA
This is a messenger RNA of Haemonchus placei, 1359 nucleotides long. NCBI's taxonomy places the organism in Eukaryota, Metazoa, Nematoda, Chromadorea, Rhabditida, Trichostrongylidae. The record is from the annotation of a GenBank genome assembly.